ACUUCCGGGGCACUGUUUUGCUCGCGCGUUAACAGCUAUAAUUUUUCAAAUUGUUGUCUUCCAAUUUGUAAUGUGGUUUAAAGCCAGCUGAUUUUUCAUUUUUAUGACUUGACACAUCAUAGUUUUGCAUCAUUCUCAAACAUGUUACGUUUUGUGUGAGCUUUGCGUGAACUUUCAGUCGUCUAACUUGUAUUACAUUUAUUUAUUUAUUUGUUUGUUUGCAUAAUAACGAGUUCACUCCGUGUCUGAUUUGAUCCCAGUUCUUGUGAACUUGCGGUCCAGCCCAGGCUUGCAAUUGAAAUAUGCGCGUGCACGAAGAUAAAGCGACUGGCCAGUUCUCUAUCGAGUGUUUAUUCAGACAUUUUGGCUGAUUGAUUAAAUCGUCGUUUCCAGAGAUCACGUCUUGAUAGACCGUUACUCAGAGCUACCUUUGGAAUGUGGCUUUGGUGAUUGCGAUACCUGAUUUAGAGUGGCCGUCCACUCUAUUUUUUUAAUAAACAGGAACAGAGUGCGUGGCUUAGGACAUCACAUGCUGACCCAAGAGGGAGGGAGCAAGUUCCCCCUCCACUCUCCAGACAGCUAAGCCAGCUGGUCCUUCGACUGGCAUGAACUGAGCGCUUCGUAUCUGUCAAACGUCAGUAACAUGCUGUUGUGAAUGAGCGAUGGAGGAGGCGGACCCCGAGGAGCAGUUCCUCAAAGAUGCCAGGAACGGGAACCUGCAAGGCAUUCAGCGACUCCUCAUGUCCAAGAUCAAGGAGGAGGCCAAGAUUGACAUCAAUUGCAAAGGGAAGAGCAAGGCCAACCUGGGCUGGACACCUCUUCAUCUGGCCUGCUACUUUGGACACAAAGAUGUGGUGGAGGAACUGUUGAGGGCGGGAGCCGAAGUAGAUUUGCCCAACAAUGUUGGAGACUCCCCUCUUCACAAAGCAGCCUUUACUGGGAGGAAGGAGGUGGUGAUGUUAUUGUUAAAGUACAACGCUGGUCCUACUAUCAUCAAUGGGACUGCUCAGAUUCCCAAAGACGUCACCCAGAAUGAGGAGAUCAAAAGCAUGUUGGAAGCUGCGGAGAGGACAGAGGAGAGAAAACUGGAAGAGCUGCUCUUGGAUGCAGCGAGAGAGGGGGCCUUGUCUAGGCUAAUCCAACUGUUGAACAGGAAGAAGCCACCUGACAUUAAUUGCACAGACUUGCUUGGUAACACGCCUCUGCACUGUUCAGCUUAUCGUGGGCAAAAGCAGUGUGCCCUGAGGCUUCUGCAGAGUGGAGCCAACCCCAACCUCAAGAACCAAAAUGAUCAAACUGUGUUUGACCUCGUCAGUGAUCAAGAGAUGAGACAGAUCUUGGAGGGCAACAAGAAAAAAGGCAUGACGCGACAUAUUCAAAUGUUUGAAGGGAUGCUUUUAAAGAGUUCUCGUUUCUUUGGGUGGCGUAGUUAUUGGGUGGUUCUUCAGGAUGGAGUGUUGUCAUGGUAUCCCAAACAGUCAGAUGCAGAAACCUCACACAAUAGGCAAGGCUGCAAGACCUUAACACAAGCCCAUUGCAUGGUAGGUUUAUUCAUGUAGUUUUUUUGUUGCACUGAUUUAACAAUUUAAUUCCAAACAGCAUGCUGUUGAGGUGAUAUAUAUAGCACAGUCCAAAAAGCCGUAGUAGAAUAUUUUGACCAGUGCAUUGCUUUACUCAAUAUGUUAUUUCCCUUUGGGGAUCAAUAAAGGAAUCUAUCUAUCAUUAUGUUAUAGAAAGCUGGUGAGAGAAUAUAAAAAUGGGUGAGAAUUGUUUCUAGACAAUAGAGAGGUUAAGGCAUGGUUUUUGUUCUUGUAGAAAGUUUUCUAAUGUUUCAAUUGGGAUAAACUAAUUUGCAUGGUUAAUCCAUAAACAGAUUGACUGGAAAAUGUGAGCA
Messenger RNA from Clupea harengus (Atlantic herring), 1894 nucleotides. RefSeq names its product oxysterol-binding protein-related protein 1-like (gene osbpl1a). NCBI's taxonomy places the organism in Eukaryota, Metazoa, Chordata, Actinopteri, Clupeiformes, Clupeidae. The transcript is spliced from 11 exons. The record is from RefSeq and is a predicted model, not a curated record. Gene Ontology annotation, molecular function: protein binding; cholesterol binding. Bases 663 to 1559 code for a protein of 298 amino acids. Gene Ontology annotation, cellular component: plasma membrane; cytosol; perinuclear endoplasmic reticulum.